CGAUCCAUAAUCAGAAGAACCGGUCAGUGUGUAAUUGGCCGUUGUGGGAGACACGAUAGUUGUGUUCUGUCGGUUGUAGUAUUCAUUUUAUUUGUGGUCCAGACUUACUUGUGGACAUUACAUUCCUACUGGUGGGAGAGCACUCACUACCUUCUUUUGCAUAUACUCAUUCGCCACGACGAUAUUUGUUUCAUUUCAUUUCAUUCCAUUCAUUCAAAUUAUUUCAUUGACUCCUGUACUUAUUAGAAAAAAUAUUUAUUUUAAUUCGUUUACUACCGACACUUUUUUUGCAUCGCCAAUUAUUAAGACAACAUGCACCUGAUGCUGCGUCUCGCAUCCUGGAUUUCAGCGAAGCUGUUGCUGCUUUUGCAGCCGUUUUUUUGGUACCGCGACUGCAUAUCACCUCCAAAAUUACCCCCGACUUCAGAUUCAAUGUUUGAACUCUCGGCUUGUCAAUUAGCGAAAAAAAUAAGACAGGGCAACAUAUCAAGUGAGUCCGUAGUAGAAGCAUACAUCGAAAGAAUAAAAGAAGUCGAGCCCUUCAUAAAUUCGGUAGUUGAUAACCGCUUCGAAGAUGCUCUGCGUGAAGCCCGACAUUGCGAUAAAAUGCUCGAGGCCGGAAUUGUCACGACAAUGCAGCUCGAAUUGGAAAAACCUUUUUACGGUGUACCAUUCACUGUUAAAGAAAGCUGCGGGCUCAAAGGUCUCAGUUACACGGGAUGUACUUUAGUGCGUUUGGGAAUCAAAGCUGAUGAAGACAGUCUCAUUGUAGAAAGUAUGCGGGCUGCCGGUGGUAUUCCCCUUUGUGUUACGAAUACACCGGAACUGUGUUCCGGGUUUGAGUCGACCAAUCCAAUUUAUGGUACAACUCUUAAUCCUUACGACGGAAGACAUUCCGCGGGCGGAUCUUCUGGCGGGGAAGGCGCAUUGAUAGCUGCCAGUGGAUCUCUUAUUGGGCUUGGAUCAGAUAUCGGCGGGUCUAUCAGAGUUCCUGCGCUUUUUAACGGAAUUUUUGGACACAAACCAACCCCUGGAAUAAUUCCGAUCAAAGGACACUUUCCAAUGGUGGAAAAUAGCGAAUUUCAAAAGUAUCUGACAUUGGGUCCAAUGACCAGAUACGCGGAGGAUCUUCAUAUGGCGGUAAAAGUUAUGACGAGAGAUUGUAAAAAAAAUUUACGUCUUGACGAACCGGUUGAUAUUGCGAAGCUAAAUGUUUUCUAUUUGGAAGAUAUUGAUAACAAUUUCGGCGUCAAUCCUACGAGUGAAGAUAUCAGAGACGCGAUUCGUCGCGCCGCUAAACAUUUUGAGACUUGCGGUGCUAAAAUUAGCAUACCUGUGAUAGAAGAGUUGAGUGAUAGCUGUGAGAUAACCGUGGCAAAGCUUUUCACGAUGUCUGAUAUGCCCCCGAUAUUAAUCCAUCCAAGUGAUCCAAAAGGAAAAGUAAACCCAUACUUGGAAUUGGCUAAAUCAACAGUAGGCUGUUCAAAAUAUUCAAAAUCAGCGAUAUUUAUGGCUAUUGUUAAAGAACUGAAUGGAUUGGUUCCUGAAUCGGAAUUUCCAUAUUAUGAAGGAAAAUUCAAUAAAUUACAAGAAAAAUUACUGAAAAUUUUGGAUGACAACUCGGUAUUAUUUUUCCCAACAUUUGUAACUACAGCUCCAGCGAUUGGUCAAAGUAUCUUGUUAUCAAUAGCAGGAGUAUUUUGUCUUAUUUGUAAUAUUCUUGGUCUGCCAUCGACUCAAGUACCCAUGGGACUAAAUAAGCAAGGGCUGCCCGUAGGAUUUCAGGUAAUCGCGGCACCUCAUCAAGACAGACUUUGUUUAGCUGUAGCCAAAGAGUUGGAAAAAGCGUUUGGUGGCUGGAUUCCACCAACAAAAGUCUAGUUUAUAAAUUUGUAAAUUACAAUAAUCAUUAUUAUUAAUUAUCACCAUAGAUAUAUAUUUUGUAAAAUUUGUACAGAUAUAAUAAGCAUUCAUAUGUGAAACAUAUUUUAUUUAGACAAAACAUCAUGCAGAAUAUAACAUAUUUUUAUUAUUCUUAAUAGUAAUUAAACUUUUUUUUAGUCUCACUUUUGGCCCUCAUCAAAUUAUUUAUUAUUUAUUGUGUAAUAAUAUAUUAAUGUCGCGAGCAAAUAUAAAUUUAACUAUACAUAGCAAUAAUAAUUAUAUACGCACGUAAUUACGUACCAAAGACAUUGAGAUGUCUCAUCAAAUUUGUGGCUCAUAAAUAUUUAUUUUAUUUAAAUUAUUCUUGAAAAAAAAAAAACAAAUAACGGAAAAAUACUUAGCAGUAAUUUUUAUGCAGCUUCUUCACCAUAUGAACAUACGACCUCGUCUCCCGCGGGAUAAUUGACAGUAAUAAUAUUGAUAACAAAAAAGAUAAUUAAGGUAAAGCAAAAAAUAAUUGAGUU
Molecule: messenger RNA, 2408 nt
Organism: Microplitis mediator
Lineage: Eukaryota; Metazoa; Arthropoda; Insecta; Hymenoptera; Braconidae
Product: fatty-acid amide hydrolase 2-like
Exons: 10
Coding region: 313-1881 (522 amino acids)
Source: RefSeq, a predicted model, not a curated record